This is a messenger RNA of Cryptosporidium ubiquitum, 1290 nucleotides long. Its product is annotated as ERF1 translation termination factor 1. Gene Ontology annotation, biological process: cytoplasmic translational termination. The transcript has a single exon. Bases 1 to 1290 code for a protein of 429 amino acids. Gene Ontology annotation, cellular component: translation release factor complex; cytosol. Gene Ontology annotation, molecular function: translation release factor activity, codon specific; sequence-specific mRNA binding. The record is from RefSeq and is a predicted model, not a curated record. NCBI's taxonomy places the organism in Eukaryota, Apicomplexa, Conoidasida, Eucoccidiorida, Cryptosporidiidae.
AUGAGUGACAACGAUACAAACGUUAAACAGUGGAAAGUUAGAAGACUGAUAGCAACAUUAGAAGCUGCUAGGGGAAAUGGUACUUCUAUGAUUUCUUUGGUUAUUAAACCAAAGGAUGAAAUAUCAAGAAUUUCAAAAAUGCUUGCUGAUGAGUAUGGUACAGCUUCAAACAUUAAAAGUAGGGUAAAUAGACUUUCAGUUUUAUCGGCAAUUACGAGUACUCAACAACGUCUAAAGUUAUAUAAUAGGACUCCUCCAAACGGCCUAGUAGUUUAUUGUGGAACCUUAAUCACUGAGGAUGGAAAAGAAAAGAAAGUAAAUAUUGAUUUUGAGCCAUUUAAACCAAUUAAUACGUCUCUUUAUUUAUGUGACAAUAAAUUCCAUGUUGAUGCACUUAAAGAGUUGCUAGAGACUGAUGAUAAGUUUGGAUUUAUUAUUGUUGAUGGUAAUGGUGCCUUAUAUGGUGUAGUUCAAGGCAGUUCAAGAGAAGUUUUACUCAGAUUUAAUGUAGAUUUACCAAAGAAGCAUGGUCGCGGUGGUCAAUCAGCAUUACGUUUUGCUCGUUUAAGAAUGGAAAAGCGUCACAACUAUUUGAGAAAAGUUGCUGAAACUGCAACUUCUAUGUUCAUUACUAAUGAUCAAGUUAAUGUUGCAGCUUUGAUUUUGGCUGGAAGUGCUGAUUUUAAGAAUGAGUUGGCCCAAAGUGAUAUUUUUGAUCAGAGAUUAGCAAGCAAAAUUUUAAAGAUUGUUGAUGUUUCAUAUGGAGGUGACAAUGGCUUCAAUCAAGCAAUUGAGCUCUCCGCUGAUGCACUCCAAAAUGUCAAGUUUGUUCAGGAAAAGAAGCUUAUCACUAAAUUCUUUGAUGAAGUUGCUCAGGAUACUGGAAAGUACGUAUAUGGUAUUAAUGAAACUCUUCAAGCCUUGGAAAUGGGAGCAAUUGAACUUUUGAUUGUAUGGGAAAAUUUGGAAACUAAAAGAAUGGUCGUAAAAAAUCCAUCCACUGGAGAAGAAAAAGUAUUUUUAAGCAGCCCGUCUGAACAACAUGAUGAAUCCAAAUUUAAAGAUCCAGAUACUGGAGCAGAGCUUGAUGUAAUUGAAGUACUUCCUUUGACUGAGUGGCUUGUAAAUACAUAUCAAAACUACGGAGCUCAAUUGGAAUUUGUUACAAACAAGUCUCAAGAAGGCAAUCAAUUCCAAAAAGGAUUUGGAGGCUUUGGUGGUAUUUUGAGAUACAAAGUGGACUUCCAGGAUUAUGCCGUGGUUGAGGAUGAUUUAGAUGAAUUUAUCUAA